Molecule: messenger RNA, 579 nt
Organism: Dromiciops gliroides (monito del monte)
Lineage: Eukaryota; Metazoa; Chordata; Mammalia; Microbiotheria; Microbiotheriidae
Gene: PTCRA
Product: pre T cell antigen receptor alpha
Exons: 4
Coding region: 4-579 (191 amino acids)
Source: RefSeq, a predicted model, not a curated record
GCCAUGGCAGGGCCCCGGCUGCUGCUUCUCCUGACCCUGGGCACUGCCAUGCUUCACACAGGUAUGUGUAUUGUUCCUUUCCCAUCGAUGGCUCCCCCACUCACCCUUUUGGUAGAUGGGCAACAGAAGACGCUGGUGAUCUGCGUGGUCUUUGAUGUGUCUCCUUCCUUUGUGGAUGGCUCCAUCUGGUUCUCAUCUGGCAAUGGUACCGCCUUGGAUGCCUUCACAUAUGGCCCCUCGCCAGCUGGGGAUGGCACGUGGAGCAGCCUGGCCCAGCUUUCCCUCCCUGCUGAGGAGAUGGCUUCCUGGGAACCUCUGGUCUGCCACACAGGGCCAAGCUGGCAGGAUCAUGGCCCAAGCACCCGUCCUCUUCGGCUAUCUGGUGAGCCUGUGGGAGAGAAAUGCCAGAAGGAACCAACCACUGGCCCACACAACCUCUCCCAGACACUGAUCCUAGGGGCUGUUCGGCUCAUCCUCUUCAAGCUGCUUAUAUUUGAUGUGCUAAUGACUUGCUGCCACCUCUGGGCUCUGGGGAUCACAGCCACAAACAGUAUUGACUCUAAGGGGUCAAAAGUCUAA